Molecule: messenger RNA, 1683 nt
Organism: Erinaceus europaeus (western European hedgehog)
Lineage: Eukaryota; Metazoa; Chordata; Mammalia; Eulipotyphla; Erinaceidae
Product: transmembrane protein 45A
Exons: 7
Coding region: 16-1272 (418 amino acids)
Source: RefSeq, a predicted model, not a curated record
UGACUCGCCUUUCACAUGGAGCCCAGAGAUGAUGAUGACGAUGAUGAUGUGUCUUUUGCUAAAUGGAUGAGCAGCUACUGGGGUCACGGCUGGAUAGAGGAGAGUGACAGGAGACUCCGGGACCGGCACCGGAGUGGAUCUCAAGAGAGCGGCUUCAGGAAGACUUCUCUGCCUUGCUCAUUUCCUGUGCACCCAAGGAUCACACCAUCUGACAGCCAUCCUAGAAGGCGUUCUCAUGGGGACCCAGGAUUUCGAUGUUGUUCUCACUUGAGGGGCGACCGAAAAUGCUCAGGGGACAGACUGUUCCAGAACUCUCUGGAGUCAGAAGGAAGACCCCUUCCCACACACUGCGUGACUCAGGCACUCUCAGAGUCCUGCGAGCGGCCAGUGCACUUGAGAACCAAACGCUCCGUGUCCUUGCAUGUCUUUGUGUUGGUAGACAUGGGGAGUUUCAGAGGCCAUGCCAUUCCUGGGACCUUCUUCAUUGUCAUGGGUAUGUGGUGGAGCACAAAGAACUUUCUGAAGUACGCUUGCAGGAAGCACAAGCGGGCCUCCUACGUUGGCUCCAAAGCCUUAUUCCAGCGGAUAGAGAUUUCAGAGGGAAUUAUAAUCAUCCUCAUGGCUUUGACUGGCAUGUUGGGGGAACAGUUCACCACUGGGGGCCCCCGCUUCACCUUGUAUGACUAUAAAGAGAGCCGAUGGACUCAACUCACCAGCUGGCAUCAUUGGACUAUGUACUUUUUCUUUGGUCUCCUGGGGACAACAAACAUCUUAUGUUACACUGUCAGUUCACUUCCUGCCUCCUUGACCAAGUUAAUGCUGUCAAAUGCCUUAUUUGUGGAGGCUUUUAUCUUCUACAACCACACCCACGGCCGGGAAAUGUUGGACAUAUUUGUACACCAGCUACUGUUCCUGGUCAUCUUGCUCGCUGCUGUGGUGGCCUUCAUGCAGCUCUUUGUACGGACCCACAUUGUGACUCUGGACCUCUUGCUGUCAAGCUUGGUCCUGUUUCAAGGGACCUGGUUCUGGCAGGUUGGGUUUGUCCUUUACCCUCCCCGUGGUGGUCCUGCAUGGAAUCAAAUGGAGCAUGAGAACAUCAUGUUUCUCAGCAUCUGCUUUUGUUGGCAUUACGCUGUAUCCCUGGUCAUCACUGGGGUGGAUUACAUCUUUGUCACCUGGUUGGUUAAAACUCGACUCAAAAGGAUCUUCCCCUCAGAAGUUGGACUUCUGAAACAUGUAGACCGAGACCAAGAGUCAGAGGAAGAGAUGUGAUGCUGACAGACAUCUGGUCUUCCUGGAUGAACUUUUCACUUUUGGCAUUGUCUUGUUCCUGGUUUUGUCCUUGAAAAUUUGUCAAGUGAACAACGGGCUGAGGAUAAUUCUUGGUGUCCUGUUUGUGCUUCCAAUAUUGCUAAGCAUUUGUACUUCAAUGUUUUACUUGUUGGUUUGACAGUAUUUUGAGGGAUGACGGUUUUGCACACCAGUCGUGGUAUCUGAGGCUCCAGAGUGACUCUGCCCAGGCCAUCUAGCAUUUGUCGUACACUUGAUGUGAAAUAUGUUUUAUUUGCUUUACAGAUAUGCUCAAGGCUCCUGGAUCUGAAACCAUAUGUAAGUCUUUAAAUGUGGGAUUAGACCGAUUAGUCUUGUCACUUCAAUUAGAAAUAAAUGAAUAUAUGAACCUUG